AUUGUUGUUGGCAUUUAAAGGCCACACAGCUGAUAUACUGGUCCGGCGAUUUGACCGACGAACCAGGAACCACAUACUCAUACUUCGACCCGAUAUUGCGAUGAAAUCAAAUGACGUCACAAAGAUUCGAUGCAUCAUAACAUGGUAACCAAUGAGAGCACAGAAAGGCGGUCAUAUGGUAUUACGUGUCUCGUAAUUAACAUAAUAGAUCAACACACAGUAUACACACAGAACGAGCACAGGGAGGAAGAAACUGAGGCAAAUCCCGACCCAAAUCAACCGAAUUUUCUCUUAAUUGCUGCAUUCAAGAACAAGUUCGGAACAAGUGAAUGAAACAGAUGAAUGAAUCAUUGUCUUCACAAGAAAUGUGUUUUUGAGUGGAUCUUUCAUUUACAAGAAGCCCAGUUUCCAACAAAUUGAUUGUUAAUGACAAGCAAAAUAUAGUCUUGACUCCGGAGUGCAUCGUGUACAUGUACCUGUGCAGUAACCCAAGAAAGGGUCAAUUGCAUUUUGUCUCCAGGGAUUUUUAACUAGACAGAUACGGUUAUGAUGGAUAGUAGCAAUGGUAGUAAAGAGAUGCAGGCGAAUCUCUGCCGGAACGGAUGUGGCUUCUACGGAAGCGCUGCAACAGAGGGAAUGUGCUCUAAAUGUCAUAAGGAUUAUAUGAGGAAAAAACAGAAUUCACCUGUCCAACCUCUUGUGUCUAGUAAUACAACAAGUGCAAACUCAUCGACACAAACACCAAGCACCAUAGCACCGGAAGCCUCUCUCGCCACUGCGACAACUACCACCACCGCUACAACGGUCACUUCCAUCGCCCCUGCAAACGAACGGGUAGAGGCACCAGAAGAAGAGGAGUGCAGCUCACCGACAAAGUCCGACUCGCAACCCCAGGGAGGCGCCUCACCGUCAGUAUCAGACUCGCAAGAUUCAAGUGAUGGAAAUGAGAAGGGCAAGAAAAAGAGAAAUAGAUGUCACACAUGCCGUAAAAAGGUUGGCCUUACAGGUUUCGAGUGUCGAUGUGGAGGCCUCUACUGCAGUAUACACCGCUACUCAGACAAACACAAUUGUUCAUUUGACUACCGCUCACAUGGCCAAGAGGAAAUUAGGAAAAAUAAUCCAGUAGUAGUUGGAGAAAAAAUCCAGAAGCUGUAGCGGUCAAGAGUCAUUUUAUCAUAGAUAUUUUAUUCAUGUAUUUGAUGGGUGUACCUGUUGCUGGUAGUUUGUGUGGGAGGGUAUUAUUAUAUUUGCCACAACGCAAACAUUGAUCAUUUGUUAUACUUGUAUGUGUGUACAUUUGUUGUUGAUUUUUUUAAUCAUGGUCCCGCGUUUUUUUAAUAGGGACUGCAUGGUAGGCUUUACAUUGGGUAUAUAUAUACAUUUGAAAAUGCUUUCAAGAGUUACUACUACUACUAGUCAAUCUUCCAACGUGGUGUUUAAAGCUGUAUUGAUAAACCAAAAUAUAGACAGAUUUGGGUCAUAUCUGCUUGGACAUUUGAAGGCAUCGAUUAAAGCCUCCAACAUGUAGCUUUGAUAUUUAUCCACUGUAGUGCCACGAGAAGCUAGCGUGACUUCUGUUACUGUAGUAUGGACAAACUGAUUUUUUUCAUAUCUCUUUACCUGUAAUUUUUUUUAAGUCAAGUGUCAUGACUACCAUCAGGUGCUGCUAUAUUAAAUUCUGAACAAUAUAGACAAGAUACUAUACAAAGGUGCAUAAGCAUAUAUUGUAUGGUCCUUCUCUGCAUUUAUGUGUUAGACUUGAGCAUUUUAUAAUUGGAGUGCUUUCUUUAAGUUAUGCCUGUUCAGUUUAAUUAAAAUUGUAUUUUCACAUAUACAGUGCAACUGUAAAUCAUAUCUAAUUCAAAUUUCCACUAAAUUACUUUAUAUAUGCAUUUUAAAAUACAUGUAUAUUAGUUUAAUUGCCUUGUUUCACCAAAUGUACUCCAGCUUUUCAAGCAUAAAAGGAGUUUUUGCUCUUUUUUUUUUUUUGGGGGGGGGGAUUUUAAAAUUGUAUUAUGCUCAAAUCUAAAUUAGUGUCCAAUCCGAUCAUGUAUGGUGUGAUUCAGAUUCAAUAUCUAGUUUUUAUAGAUGAUUUGGGAAACCGCAUUAUUCAAAGCAAGGUUUAGGACAUUUCAUAAUGAUUAAGAACAUCAGGAAUUUGAAGUGUUUUUGCCUUUAUAUUUAAAGCAUUUUUAUUUGAAUUAGCAUUUUAUCGAAACAUAUUAUUAUAGGGCUAACAUGAGUGAUGUGGAGGUAGUACUGAGCUUAUUACAUGCACAUAAUGGCUCUCCUUUUUUAAAUGAUAAAACAGAGAAUGCAAAAAUAGUUUCAUAAGGAGACUGCUUUGUAUUAUUGGUAAGUUAUUGUACUUGAUAUAUAAUAUUCAUAUCAUAAUUGUUGGAAGAAAUCAUUUUGUUUUUGUAAUUGUGCUUAAUUAAGGAAGUUAAUUUUUGUGAGCUGUUAGGAAUUCAAAAAAUCCCUGCUCCUGAUUUUGGAAUCAUCAUUAUGUUCCUUUAAAAAAUAUGAAAUAUUUCUUUUAUACCGUGAUUGGCCCCCUCCGUAUUAAUAUUCUGAGGGCUAUUUAAUUGUAUUAAUUAUACUGCAGCGUGUUCUUAAAGCGAAGGCAAAUGACAUGUAUGACAAGAAUGCCAUGAUUUUAUUUUAUGUUCCAAUCCUGGAACUGUAUAAACUCUCAUAUUAUUCAUGUUAUCAUUGAUACACAAAAGAAAGUAAGAAAAGUCAUAAAUUAAUCAAAUAUACAUGUAGUAUUGAUUUGAGUAUGAAUAUCCCUUGCCCUCAGUUAAUAUAUUUUUUCCCUAUACUCGCAGCUCCCCCAUUGCCCCUUCCCUGUGAUGUCUCUCUUUAUCUUUGUUCAAUUUUAAACCCUUUACUAUCGAUAAAGUUUUAGUGCCCACUCUCUGCAAUGUUACCAUUAUAAAAAUUAAAAAAAAACUUUCAGAAAACUAUGUACGAACAUUUAAUUUAAGAAAUGCUGUCCCGUUUUUAUUGAGAAGUGGUUUAAUAACAAAAAAGAAAAAUUGAGAAAUUCUCGGGGAACUAUCCUUAAUUACUUCAGGCAUUUUCAUUGUCAAUUUUACCCAUAUAUGACAUUUUGCACCACACAUUUCAUACAACUUGCGAUUAUUUUUUAAUUUCAUGUGAUUCAAAUUCAAAUUUUGACAAUUCAAUCACCUUUUAGCAAAACUUUAUUUGGGCUUUAGGCUUUCCCUAAAACUUGCUGUUUAUUCCUUCUACAGAGGUCUAACCUAUGAAUGUUAAGUUAUUUAGACUAAUGAAAAUGAAAAGAUUUCUUAGAAUGCUAAGGAUUGAGUGUGGUUGAGUAUAUACUAUUGUGAAUGCCAAAUAUUACUCUGUGUAAUGCUCUCUUACCCCCCCUCCAGCUUCAUAUAUGCUAAUUGCAAAAUAAGGUGUACACCUUAUAAACAAUAGGUUAGCCUCUUUAUCAAGUAUAUGUGCUUUCCUUUAUUUGGUAGCCACUUGAAACCCUCAACUUAGUUUAAGAAAUGAAAUAUAACCAGUUACUGAAAGCAUAAUGUAGAUUUCUUCUUUAUCUUAUUGUUAAAUUCUGAUAUUUCCCUUCUUGCAUUUUAGUCAUUUUGAUAAUAAGAUAUUUUAAGCUUGAAAAGGGCACAGGAAAUUUGCUUAAAUAUACAACUAAUUAUAAUAAGGAAAGGCAAGAAAUACCCCCAACGUUCUAAAAAUUUCGUGCUGAAUAUUUUUUUUCAAAAAUCAUUUGGUCACCAAUAUAUAUUUAUACAGUAUAUGUAUUCUCACUUUUACUUAUAUUCGAUACUCGAUAUAUUCUUCAUUUCUUCUCAAAAGAAAUAGUUCAAACAAUGUAGCAAUUAGGUGAAAAAGAAAAAUCACAAACACCAGGUCCCUAUUAGGAGGGUUUAGAUUUUUAAUACAACAUUUAUGACAUGGAAUCUUGCGAAAAUAUAGAUCCAGCAGAUAUUGUGUGGCACCUCACUAAAUUACCCUUUAAUAGAAUCUUUGUUAAGAAAUGCCUAACAGAUCUGUUUAUUCUGAUUUUCCUCUUUUCUGAAGUGUUUGAAGCAUUAGAGUUACAUGUACAUGCAGUGUGUUAUCCAAGCCGCAUAGAUUCAGGUAUUUUUACAAAGAUUGAAAUGAAGAGUAAUGAUUAUAGAAAAAUGGGAUUGCUCAAUUUAGUACUAUCUAUUAUACUCGCAAAGAAAAACUUCACUUAUUGCUUCACAGAAUAGCGUCAUGUUUUAGAUACAUUUACGUUACGCGAUUGUCAGAUUUCUAAAAAUGUUUUAUCUGUUUAGUGUAAUCUCACUUUUUCAUUAAGUACAGUAUUCUUUUCCUUUAUAUUAGGAUCUAUCAUCUAGCCAGAACGUACAUGUACAUGCCCAAAUCAUCAUUAGGACUAUUCUUGGUCAUGUAUGUGAUUGAAAUUAUGACAAAUCUUGAUUUUAAUUAGUUAUGAAUUAUUGUAUUUAGAGAUCUAGUUAUUCAAAGGUUAUAUAACAUUAACAUGUUUAGUCAGCAAUCAUUUAUAAUUAUUUUUUGCUGUUUCCAAUAUGCAGGUUCAAGGUCAGAGGUCAAAAGAAGUGGGUCUCGUGUGUGACUUCACACAGAAGCAUGACUUUGAAAGUUUAAUUUCAAAAUGAAAUUAAACUUUCAAAAUCAUAAUUAGUUAUAAAUCUCUAGAAUUUUUAGAGUUAUAUCUAAUUAAAGUCAAGAUUUUUCAUAAUUUCGGCCACACACAUGACCAAGAUUGGCCCAUUAAAUAAUUGCCAAGCAUGUACUCAAAGAAAUUUGGCAUUGUAUCACCCAUUGCAGUCGCAAGCCGAAACAAAACAAAAAAAUAUCACAAGAAGGCACUCCCAAAGUAAUAUGUAAUGCAUGCAACACUUUGGUGCGCUCUGUCAUUAUUAUGCUAAUUUAUCACUUGGUCUUUUGGGAUUUCACCGCUAUACAUAGUGAAUUAUUUGAUGGUCAGAAUAACCAAUCUUUUUUAACCUCUCAGAGAUAACUUUGUCCACACUUUUCCAGUUUUUGUUCUGUAGAACCGAUGAACGUAAUAUGCUUAGCCCGAUGUUGAUAAGAUAGCUAAAUGUGAAAUAGCCCUUUAAGAGUACCUUAUUGAAGGAAUUAGGUGGUUCUGAGACUCUCCCACCCUAUCCAGUAAAUCAGAUCUAUGGAAAACAAAAUAUCAGCAGUUUUGAUACUCCCGCUACAGUGACACCAGUGAAACUGACUCCAAACCGAAUGAUGUUAUGUCAUUGGUGCUGGGACAUUACUUCCUCAAUGCCAAAGGGUGAAUCCACUCUGACCUCAAGUUGGUUUUGAUAACAGCAGAAAAUGAAACAUUAAUUGAUGUUUGGCGAAAAUCCUUCAAAUAACAGCAAAAUCAAUAGAUAUGGACUUUGAUUUUGUGAUGUCACAUGCAAUACGCGCCUCGCCCUGCAUCCGUAAAUUCCACGAGGAACUGUGGAUUAUCUUUAAAAAUAGAUGUUAUCUCUGCAUUCAGUAUUUAAUCAGAUGCAUUAUUUCAAUGACAACAAAUUAAUUGUAAUUAACUUUUUGAACAAUGAAUACAUUCCCAUUUAUGGAAUUGAUAAAACAUGACAUACUUGGGUUGAGGUGCGCAUAUUUAUAAAUGUAAAAAAAAUGUAACUUUUUAAAAUGGAUUUUUACAAAAUGUAUAAUUGAUGUUUUAUUUUCUCUGCUUUAAUGAAACCACCUUGAUGUCAGAGUAGUCUUUCCCUUUCAGACCCUUAAUAUACUAUCUUUCUCUUCAUGUCAUUGAUGAAGAAAUUAAUCUUCAUAUUCUCACUUUCUUAUCACUGCUAAAACUAAUGCUCCUUUAGCUUGUACUGUUUUUUAAUAAAUGCACAUAUUCCGCACCUGGGGAUUUGAAGUGCCCGCUUCUUUUUAUAUUCUCUGUUCAUGAAACGGGCCUCCGUCUCUGGGUACCUUCCCAGAUUUAUCGGCAACGUCACUUCGAAUCUUCAGGUUAUAAUUUGUGAUGAACAACUAAUUUUAAUGUUUAUGCUGGUACGUUGUAUUUUUUGAGAGCCUUCUUUUUGAUAAAUUAUGGUUUGCUAUUAUCAGAUUUUUAACGAUAUUUCUUACUGAGCCAUGUUUGUAUUUAAGUGAAUAUAUAUUAAUGUGUAAUAUUAGUUGCAAUUGCCUUAUAACAUGCAUAGGAGUUUUUUUGUUAGAAUAUGCUUUAUUGACAUACCUACGAUGAGUGAUUCUUAGAGGAAACCCCCAACAGGGUGCGACAAAUUGAAGUGAUGACCGAAAGACUUUAUCAAUUAUUGAUACUCUAAAUUGAAUGGACUUGUAUCAUUAUGGAUACUUUCUUCUACAAAACUAUUCAAAAUACCCAGACAUUGAGGCAAGUCUUGGAUUAUUUGGAGAAAAAAAAUGGUCCCAUCUUGCCUCCCAUUAAUAACAAGGCCAGUAAAGAAAGAGGACAGUCACUUGAAAACCGACUCUGGACCGAGGUAUUCUGUUAUUUUAAGUGGUAUAUCAUUGGUUGGUUCGGAGUCGGUUUUGUUGGUGCGAUUGUAGCAUCAGCGAACUCGUGCCCCCCAAAACGAACAUCUCUUUUAUUUAAUUGGACAUUACUGGUCAUUUGCACUCACUUUGCCUAUUGAAUAUGAUAAUGUUAGUACAGUGACCAUGUCGUCCUUGUCUGCAGGUAAUUCAUACGCAUACCAAAAUGAUGAUCGAAGAGGGAGUGAUAGGAUGAUGAGCUUUAAUUUGAUAUCUCUCAUCCAUCGUCAUAUCGUGUUGACAUCCAGUGAAGACAAAAAAAGAUAUUUCAAUUCAGUUUAUUACAAUGUGCAAUUAUACUUGAGCAUAUAUAUUAACAGUAGUAACGACAACAAAAAUAUGGUGUAUUCAAAACAAAAUUUUGAAAAUGUUCUUAUUGUUCAAUAGCUCUUCUAAAUCAUCUUUAAUUGGUUUCAGUCUUUUGUGUCCAGAAUUGUCGUAUCCUGCUUUAGUAAGUUGCUAUUUAUGUAAUGCAUAUGAUUAUCUUGUUUUCCUCCUAAUGAAUAAUAUAUGGCAUACAGGUUACUUGUGUGCUGUUGAAGAUUGUUGCAUGAUAUAUUACUCCUCCUUUAUAACAAAGUAUGAAUUAUUCUAGAAAGAAGCAAGUAUGGGAAUGCUUUUAUUGAUUUUCUUUUCUUCCAUCAAUGCUGUAAUGUAUGGGAUAUUAAAUUAAGUAUACUUCAUCAACUAUA
Lytechinus pictus (painted urchin) is the source of this 7244-nucleotide messenger RNA. RefSeq names its product AN1-type zinc finger protein 6-like. The transcript is spliced from 5 exons. The record is from RefSeq and is a predicted model, not a curated record. The coding region runs from base 547 to 1155 and encodes 202 amino acids. Lineage: Eukaryota; Metazoa; Echinodermata; Echinoidea; Temnopleuroida; Toxopneustidae. Gene Ontology annotation, molecular function: DNA binding; zinc ion binding.